AUGCUUGCAUCAGAAGCGUGUACUUGUGAUAUGAUGAUGCCAGGUAGGAAGAUCAAGUACGAUGUGAAGAUCAUCGAACAGACCGACAGUAGGCAUCGCCGCACACUCUGUCUUUCCAUGGAUUUGGAAGAACUGUUCGCUGAAAUAUGCGGCAGCAAAGGCGUCGACGGCGUAGGUGUCCUCGCCGACACGCACUUGGCCAUGUACANAGGCCACGAAAAUGAGCUAGAAGCGUUUAACAUGUACCUGAUAAGGCUUUCCAGAUAG
This is a messenger RNA of Haemonchus placei, 267 nucleotides long. The record is from the annotation of a GenBank genome assembly. NCBI's taxonomy places the organism in Eukaryota, Metazoa, Nematoda, Chromadorea, Rhabditida, Trichostrongylidae.